Messenger RNA from Verticillium nonalfalfae, 1113 nucleotides. RefSeq lists its product as uncharacterized. NCBI's taxonomy places the organism in Eukaryota, Fungi, Ascomycota, Sordariomycetes, Glomerellales, Plectosphaerellaceae. The transcript has a single exon. The record is from RefSeq and is a predicted model, not a curated record. The coding region runs from base 1 to 1113 and encodes 370 amino acids.
AUGCUUCGCAACGCCGAUACCGAGGCUGAGGCGAGGCUUGAAAGAGCUGCCGCCGAAGUCGACAGACUACGGACCAGGGCCGACGCGGAGAUCCAGGCGAAACGCGACGACUCGGAGGCCACAUGGGAGACGAUCUCAGCUGUCAAGAGGUCUGAAGCUGCCGUGAUCGCCGAGUCGCGCGUGGCCGCGGUUGAUACCAAAGAGCUUGCGGCCGAGGCGUGGGAGAAGGCGGUCACCAUGAGGGAACGCACGGCGGAGACCAUGAUGGCGACGAUGAGAGCGAGGCUGGCCGACGCCGAAGGCAAAGUCGCCGACGCCAGGGCCAAGCCGCAUGCUGCCGAGGACAAAGUCGCGGCCGCCGAAAACCUCCUCGCACAGGCGCGCAUCCGCUUUCAGGAGAGUGCUGCGGAAGCUGCGGACUUGGUCCAAAGCAGCCACGCGGCUCUCGCCGAGUCUUUCCAGCAGGAGAUGGUACGGAAGCAGGCUGCGGCGGAUGCCGAGGCAGAAUCGGUGCGUGAGAGUAUGGUGGCGGCCCAGACGAGGCGCGACAGGGAGCUCGACUUUCGCGAGGCCCAGCUCGAGGAGCGAUCGUCUUCGAUCGACCUCGAGGGCAGGCUGUCGUCCAUCGUGGCGCAGGUCAGCCAAGAGUCCCGUGGCGGCGAGGACGGCGAGGACGGCCAGGUCGAUGCUGGGCAGUCUGCGCCGCAGAACCCGAGGCCCAGGUUCAGCCAGUGGGACGACAUACUGGUACCGUUGAGCGAGAUCCUGCGGCACAUACCGCUGACACGGGCCAACGUCUCGGUUCGCUCCGUCAUCUUCAAGGUCGCGCCGUUCUUGUCCUAUCCCCGCAUCGCCGAUAUCAUGAUGCGCGAGGUCGACAAGGUAUUGCCCGAGCCGGUGUCCGACAGACUCAUGUGGAUGUGCUGGUUCCACCUCGCCCACUGGGCUGAGGACAACCACAGGUUCAUGUCCACCUGGCAGCCUCACAUCAUCACGGGCACCACCUGCGGGCACUGCAGGCGCCCUCACCAGUGCCUGCGGUUUGCCCUCGUGGACGAGGGUGGCGAGACGCGGUACCAGUUCCGCCUUGCGAGUGACGAGGUACAGACAUGA